This is a messenger RNA of Uloborus diversus, 1044 nucleotides long. RefSeq lists its product as uncharacterized. Gene Ontology annotation, biological process: lipid transport; lipoprotein metabolic process. The transcript has 2 exons. Lineage: Eukaryota; Metazoa; Arthropoda; Arachnida; Araneae; Uloboridae. Gene Ontology annotation, cellular component: membrane; extracellular region. Gene Ontology annotation, molecular function: lipid binding. The coding region runs from base 113 to 703 and encodes 196 amino acids. The record is from RefSeq and is a predicted model, not a curated record.
GAAAGGGCGCUAUGAUCUGAGAUUUUACGGAAGUUAAAUUAUACUGUUUUACUCUUUACUAUGUAACCCACUAUGUCUUUUAAAUAGGUAAUUCUAGUUUUUGAUAGUCAGUAUGGAUCUCCGUCAUAUUUUAACAGAAUGUUUGGCGGUGAGUGAAUUGACUUCCGAUGAUAAUGUGAAAAAUAUAGCUAUAGACGUCUAUGAUAUAGUUUUGAAAGAAAUAAAACGUAGUGAAAAAAACUCAAAUGUGUGUCAGAGUCAGAGUGAGGAAAGAAUUAAUGAAAUAAAAAAGAAAUUAAAAAUUUUAAUGUACCAUUACGGAAAAUCAGUCAAAGAACGAGAUGAAUUUUUCGAAAAAUUCCCAGACUGGCGCGAAAUUCGUAAGGCAAUUAUCACAGAAUUGAGAGAAAUAGCAGAAUGGAUCAACUAUCACAGAAGAAAUUGCAACAUUUCUAAAACUGUAGGCGCCUCUGUUAGCCUUAUUGGAGGCAUACUGUGUGCCACGAGUGCAGCAUUGAUUCCUCUCACUUUUGGUGCAACUACUCCCCUUGCGAUCACUGGUGCAUCGAUGGUGGGCGCGGGGGGAGCGACUUCCUUCGGAGCCACAGUAGCUGAAACUUCUCUGGAGAGUAAGAACAUGAAAUUAGCUCAAGAACUCAUAAAAGAAGAUAAAAGAAUACUACAAGACACAUUGUCGUGGUGAUCAACAGUCGGAAGCGUUGAAAAAAGCCAUGGACGGACAUUAUAGGUUUCGAUACAAUGACUGAACUCAUGAAGCAAGCGGCCUGAAUUCGUAGAUCAGUUCAAGAAAGUGCAGGAUGCCAUUGAAAGUGAUAAAUUCUUAUCAGUCGUCAAAAAGAAUGAUUAAUGUAAUGUCUAAGGUUACACGCUGUCCAAUUUUAGGAUUCCUUUUCCUCUGAUAAUUUCUAUAGUCAUUGUCACUGUAUAUAUUGACAAAAAGAAUCGUUUUCGUAGUUGACACUCUCUUCUUCAUGCAGCGUUCUGUAGCCUUAAUUGGCAUAGUUCUCGAUCUGUUUACAGAUG